ACGUCUGCUCAGUGCUCAGUAACGGUCAGUUAAAUAAUGUGCGCAUGCGUCAAAUAUAACGCGCCAAAUUUCAAAUCACUAAAAAAUAAUUUUUUUUAUUUCUAAAUAAAUGACAAUCAAAAUGAAUUAAUUUACAUGACAUCGAUUUCUUUGGUUAUCAAAUUCAUUGGAUUUAUUAUAAGUGAAUUAAAUAAAUAAUUUUUUUUUUUUUUUUAAAUGGAUUUAUUUACACUUAUACCUGAAGCAGUCAAUCCAUCUAUCGAUAGUCAGAAAUCAUCGAUUAUUGAACACAAAUGCAAUUUUAUAAAUCAAAAUGAAAAUAAAAGAAAUAUUUUUUUAACAAAUGGAAUUUUUGCUGAUUUUCGUGAAUGGAUUAAAGGACUAUUUAUUUUGUCACGUAAAAAUCCUUUUGCAAGAAAUAUUUUAAAAAGUACUGCUGCUGUUAAUUAUGAAAUUAAUAGACAAAUUAAAUUUUAUCCCUACAUGAUACAUCCAUUUUCUAGAUUUAGAGUAUGUUGGAUUAUUUUCCUUAUUGAUACAAUUUUUUUAUUCGAUAUAAUUCUCACUUUUUUAACUGGCUAUUAUGAUAUUGAGACGAGAAAUGUUAUUUUUGAUCCAAAAAUUGUUGCUCAAAAAUACAUUGGAAGCUAUUUUUUUCUUGAUUUGUUAACAAUAUUUCCGGAAGAACUGAUAGAUUAUCUCAUAUGCGGUAUGGGAGACACUAAAUGGUACAUACCAAUUUUCAAUUUUAUCAAAAUCAUUACCCUUCGUAAUAUUCUUAAAGGUACGGAAUAUUUAAAAAAGACAUUUCAAGUAUCGUUAAAAAAUUACGAAAUAAUUAAAUUGACAUUAAUUAUUUCAAUAACAAUUCAUUGGUCAGCUUGUUUAGAAUAUUAUGUCCCUCAAGCUAUUCUAAAAUCUGGAAAAUUACGAGAACGUAAAAACUCCUGGAUAUUGAGUGAUAUUAUGAUAAAGAAAACAAGUCGAAUAAAAAAAUACAUAUUUUGCCUACAACGAGCAACAACAGCUUUAGUUUCCUCGACACAUAUUUUACCAGUUUUUGCCCUAGAGGAUAUGAUUUUAAAUUUGGUUUUAUCAAUUUUAGGAAGACUUGGAUUUAUUUAUUUAUUAUUUAAAUUUGUUCAAAUCACAAGUCUCGUUUAUUCAUUAAGUAAAAAACGAAAUAAACAUCUUCAACAAUUACGUGAAUUUAUGAAAAAUAAAGAAUUACCGAAAACAAUACAAAAUCGUCUUCUCGCUUAUUAUGAUUAUUAUAAUAAACGAAAUUUUGAUAGAGAAAAAGAUGUUCUUUCUCAAGUUACACCACAUCUUCGUGAAGAACUGAUUUUGCAUAGAUGUAAAAAAUUAUUUGAAACAGUUAUUCUUUUUCAAAAUUUACCACAGUCAGUUGUGAUUAAAAUUGCUGAAUUUAUUGAACCGAAAAUUUAUUUACCCAAUGAUGAAAUUGUUAAAGUAAAUACUCCCGGUGAAACAUUUUUUUACAUUGUUUCCGGAACUGUUGCAGUUUAUUCAAAUAAAGGAAAAGAGAUAUGUCAUUUAGAUGAUGGUUGUUAUUUUGGUGAAAUUGCAUUGGUAAUGGAGAAUGAAAUGCGUAUCGCGAGUGUUUAUACAAUUGAAAGAUGUGAAAUGUUAAUUUUAACUCGAGAGAAUUUUCUCCAAGCAAUAUCAAAUUAUCCAGGUCUUCUUAAUCGUCUACAAAAAAUUGCACUACAAAGAUUGGAAUUUAUUAAUUUACCCGGUGAAUCAAGUACUGAUCAAAAUUCAAUUCCAAUUAAUGUGAACAUUAGCAAUAUUAGAGGAUCUCGAGGAUUAUUUAAUUAGAGAUUU
This is a messenger RNA of Leptopilina boulardi, 1848 nucleotides long. RefSeq names its product potassium/sodium hyperpolarization-activated cyclic nucleotide-gated channel 1-like. The record is from RefSeq and is a predicted model, not a curated record. The coding region runs from base 217 to 1842 and encodes 541 amino acids. NCBI's taxonomy places the organism in Eukaryota, Metazoa, Arthropoda, Insecta, Hymenoptera, Figitidae. The transcript has 10 exons.